UGGUCUUGUUCCCUCCCAGUGCUCCGGCAGGCACUGCGGCAGAAGCACCAGGAAGCCCAGCAGGCCUGCCGGCCCCACAACCUGCCCGUGCUCCAGGCAGCUCAGCAGCGCGAGCAGGAGGCGAUGGAGCACCGGAUCCGUGAGGAGCAGCGGGCCAUGGACCAGAAGAUCAUCCUGGAGCUGGACCGGAAGGUGGCGGACCAGCAGAGCACACUGGAGAAGGCAGGCGUUGCUGGCUUCUACGUGACCACCAACCCGCAGGAGCUGACACUACAGAUGAACCUGUUGGAGCUCAUCCGGAAGCUGCAGCAAAGAGGCUGCCCGGCGGGGAAGGCAGCCCUGUGAGCAGGUGGGGUCCCUGCCGGUCACCCACUGCCCGUCCUGGCUGGGAAGACAGUCCUGUCCCCCGUCGCCACGCGUAGCAGAAAGCUAAGGAGCUCGUCUUCCUGAUGUCUGGCCACUACCCUCCUAGGUGCCUGCAGGAAGGGUCACCUCUGAGGAGAGGCAGGGUGGACCCCGGCUGUGUCUGCCGCCCCCCCUCCCCCUUUGUCAGGGGUUUUACACCUAAAGCUAGAACGGUGUGGGGAGGGGGGAGCAGGCCGGCCUACUGGCUGGCUGCACCAGAGCUGAGCAGAGGGUAGGGCUAGAGCCCCUGGCACCAGCACAUCUCGACCUCUGCCAAGCCCAGGCUCUGUGCUUAUUUCUGGUCUCGGCCCCGUUCUUGGUCGCCCCCAAGUAGGAGAGGCUCGCGGCCCAACGCUUGUGUGAGCCAGAGAAAUAAAGGCGCCUUGGUAUGGCCUGCAA
This is a messenger RNA of Myotis brandtii (Brandt's bat), 804 nucleotides long. RefSeq names its product DiGeorge syndrome critical region gene 6 (gene DGCR6). The annotation marks the transcript as partial. The transcript is spliced from 3 exons. The record is from RefSeq and is a predicted model, not a curated record. Lineage: Eukaryota; Metazoa; Chordata; Mammalia; Chiroptera; Vespertilionidae.